This is a messenger RNA of Panicum hallii, 895 nucleotides long. RefSeq names its product rapid alkalinization factor-like. The transcript has a single exon. The coding region runs from base 209 to 574 and encodes 121 amino acids. The record is from RefSeq and is a predicted model, not a curated record. NCBI's taxonomy places the organism in Eukaryota, Viridiplantae, Streptophyta, Magnoliopsida, Poales, Poaceae.
CUUUAUCUCCCUCUCUCUCUAGUCUCACUCCUCUGCCAGCAGACUCUCUCUCCCCCCACUCCUCACGGGCACACCGAAACCGAGCAAGGCUCGCAUCACCACAAGACACCAAGACUAGACAGCUCAGGCUUCCCCAACGCGCUUUCCCCUUUCCUCCUCUCGCCGCCGCCGCUGCCUGCAUUUCGCCGAGCACCUCCGCCCGGCGGCCAUGGCGAAGCUCGCGCUGGCGCUGCUGCUGCUCCUGGCCGUGGCGGCCACGGCGUCGGCCGCGGCGUCCAUCGACCUGGACCUGGGCUUCCUGUCCUCGGGCGGCGCCGGCGCAGGGGCCCGGAGGGAGUGCCGCGGCACGGUGGCCGAGUGCCUGGCCGAGGACGAGGAGGCCGAGCUGGGGUCGGCCUCCGCCGAGUCGCACCGCCGCGCGCUCGCCGGCCGCGGCUACAUCAGCUACGGCGCGCUGCGCCGGGACAACGUGCCCUGCUCCCGCCGCGGGGCCAGCUACUACAACUGCCGCCCCGGCGCGCAGGCCAACCCCUACCACCGCGGCUGCUCCCGCAUCACCCGCUGCCGCGGCUGAGCUGCGGCUGCCGCUGCCGCUGCUGCCGGGCCGGCCGGCCGCUCCCUCCUCAUGCGCCAUCCGCCGCCGGAUCCGCCGACGGGAGCGGGGAAAGCCCGGAUCUUUCGCCGCUCUUCCUCCCCCGCCGUCUCCUCCGAGUCCUAAAAAAAUAAGUUCUUUUUUUCUACUGCUACUGUUUACAAGUACUAGAGCUAUGGAUUUGUUGGUUGCUGCUGUAUGGAUUUGUGUUCUUUGUGCUGUUGUAAAGUAAGACAUCGAUCGAUUGAUUCGUGCCCCUAUGGCUACUUAAAUAUGAACAUAUACUCUUAUUCUUUUGAUUGA